Molecule: messenger RNA, 1626 nt
Organism: Daucus carota subsp. sativus
Lineage: Eukaryota; Viridiplantae; Streptophyta; Magnoliopsida; Apiales; Apiaceae
Product: protein SHI RELATED SEQUENCE 1
Exons: 2
Coding region: 426-1424 (332 amino acids)
Biological process (GO): positive regulation of DNA-templated transcription
Cellular component (GO): nucleus
Molecular function (GO): DNA binding; DNA-binding transcription factor activity
Source: RefSeq, a predicted model, not a curated record
ACACACAUUUCAUCUCUGCUGCAACCAGCUGUUGGGGAGAGAGACACAGAAGAAUAUAGAUUAAACUAUUCAUAUAUCUUUGUACUAUGGGGAUUGUCUUAAAUUGAGGUUGCAGAGCAGGGUGCAGCAGGAUCCAUGGCGGCGUUUGCAGUGCAGUCACUUUAAUGCUCGAACAAAUUCGAGAAAAUCAAGCAAAAUAAAGUCCUCUCCUCCAGUAAGCAAAAGCUAGAGAUAUUAAUUGUUACAUAGUGAUAUGCAUCUUCCUCAUGUCCUUGCCCUACCCAAAACAAAAUAUUCAAAUUAUUUAACAAAUCUUGAAUAUUGUCCCUGAAAAGCUGCGAAAAAUAAAAAAUCCCAAAAAUAGCAAAUUCCCAUUUAUUAAAUCUCCAGAUCCAAGCUACCCUUAUGGAUUCUUUGUUAGGAAAAUGUCUGGAUUUUUCACACUAGCUGGGGCUGGGAGAGACCAGGAGCAAGAAGAUCAGAAUAACCAUAACAGCAGCAACAACAACAACAGCUUAUUUCUGUUUCGAAACGACGAGAUCUACGACAAGAAUUUCGAGCUAUGGCAACAAUCCUAUCAGCUGAAUCACCAGCCAAAACAACCUCAUCAGCUCCAGCAACAUGUGGAUCUUUCACUUUUGGGAUCUUCUAAUAGGCUGGAUGAACAAAGUUUAGUGUAUAAUAGUAGUGAUAGGGCUAAUAACGGUAAUAAUAAUAAUAAUAAUAGAGCAUCAGGGUUUGGUAUGAUGAGGCCAUAUGGAGGAGGGAGUAGCAGCAGUGGCAGUGGUACUAUAAGUUGCCAAGAUUGUGGCAACCAAGCGAAGAAGGAUUGUAUAUACAUGAGAUGCAGGACUUGUUGCAAGAGCCAAGGGUUUCAGUGUCAAACACAUGUUAAGAGCACUUGGGUUCCUGCUGCGAAACGCCGAGAGAGACAGCAGGUGAACAUUCUUGGCUCUUCCCCUAAUUCAUUACAGUUGCAGGACCAGCAGCACCAGAAUCAGCAGCUGAGUUUGAUGCGAGGAGAGGCUCCCAAGAGGCCGAGGGAAAAUCCUCUGGCCUCCCACCCAUCAGGGUUACAAGUGAAUGCCUUUCCGGCUGAGGUGAAUUCUCCGGCAGUGUUUCGCUGCGUGAGAGUGAGCUCCGUCGACGAGACGGAUGAGCAGUUUGCUUAUCACACAGCCGUGAACAUAGGAGGCCAUGUCUUCAAAGGCCUUCUGUAUGAUCAAGGUCCACAGAGUAGCACCCACUAUGGUAUUGCAAGCGAGAGCUUCCCCGGUGCUCAACAGCCACUUAACCUAAUAGCAUCCACCGGAGCCGCCACAGCCAGCAACAAUCCACCAGCUUGGACUAAUGACUCCUCCGUUUAUCCAACUCCACUCAAUGCUUUCAUGGCCGGUACACAAUUUUUCCCCCCACCAAGAUAAUAAGUAGUAACCUUUCUCUCUAUAUUUUGUUCUAACAACAUUUUCAUUUGUGAUCUCUCGGAGUUGUAAAAUGCAUUAUAUGACUUGUUUUCAUUCCUUGUGAUGAUGAUGUUGUAGUAUUAGCUAGGUAGAGGCUCUACCUAGAGAACAAUGGAAGAUUUGAAUAUUGUUAUUCGAUUUUGAAUUAAAAUAUUUGUUUGAU